AUGGUAGAUAGCAGUGAACUAAAAUUCAUAACAAAAGUCAUUCGACACAAAUCUCGUCUUUGUCAUCGACGAACAUAUUCAUCCAUCUUGCCUGGUCCAAGCAAUACAUUCGAACCUCUGAAGAUUCAAGUUAUUGAACCAUUACACAAAAGCGUUAAAUUCUGUCCUCCAUUGUCAUCGUCGUCAAAUGAUGAAUUCAUUCCAACCAACAUCCCUUCCUACCGUAACUCCAACCUCAAAAAUACUUAUCCUUUGGACCAUACCAAUCACCCAAGGAGAGUCAAAACACAUCCACACCCACAUACAUCUCAUUCUAUGAGUACACUUUUCGAAAUAAAGUAUCAUUACUUUUCACCGAAUCCAUCGUAUCCACCUUCAGCAGGAUAUGAGUACGAGGGUGCCCACAACCAUCUGCAAAAUCGACCGAGAUUUAGGAUAUGUGGGAAAGAAUGGAGUACGAGAAAGAGCGUAACACAAUUGAUUUUCUACUGGGAAACGGUAUUCUUGAUUGGAGCCAAGGCGGCCAGGAGAUGUGCAGGAUGGGGACGUACAUUUUGA
This is a messenger RNA of Acaulospora morrowiae, 558 nucleotides long. The record is from the annotation of a GenBank genome assembly. Lineage: Eukaryota; Fungi; Glomeromycota; Glomeromycetes; Diversisporales; Acaulosporaceae.